AUGGUGUCCAGUCCUAGAAUACUCUUGGCGGCAAAGGCUGCUGAUGAUCCCCUCGUAGUAAAAACACUUUGUUUGUUGAGGGAUUUCUACAAAACGAACACACAAAUCAAAGAGUCUCAUGGCUUGACGCACGUUCUGGCCGUUUACCGGCACGCAGUGCACGCUAUCGACUCUGUCGAAGACUCGCGUUUUACUCACCCAGAUGCCGUUGAGAUUCUCCUUGCCGCGUUGUUGCACGAUGUAGACGAUCGGAAAUAUUUUCCUGAUCAAGCCGCAGACGACUGCUUAAACGCAAAGAAUAUUUUGAACAAUGCCAAUGUCCCAGAUCAAGCCAUUGCUCGAGUCCAUAGCAUGGUUCAGAUGGUGAGCUGCUCCAAGAAUGGGAAUUCCGUGCCGGAAGAAAUUCGCGAAUCCAAUCGCUACUACAAACUCAUUCCAAGAUGGAGUGAUCGACUGGAGGCUGUCGGGCGACAAGGUGUCGUUCGUUGCUACCAAUACGCCAAAGAAAAGAACAAUCCGCUGUCUAGCAAUGCUUCGCCCAAGGCCACUACUUUGGCAGAAAUGUGGGAGUUUGCCUCUCCGUCGAGGUUUGACCAAUAUCAGUCGAGUGGUGGGAACUCGGCCGACAUGAUUUCGCACUAUUACGACAAACUCCUCCACGUUGCGCGGCCACCAAAAGAAAUUGUUCAAAAUCGAUACCUUGAGGAGCAGGCCGAAGCAAGUGUCGCGCCUCUCAUCGAAGUUUGUCUACGCUUCGGUCAGACAGGUACUGUUGACGAAAAGUACUUACAAGCUUUAGCAUCAGAAUGA
Phaeodactylum tricornutum CCAP 1055/1 is the source of this 810-nucleotide messenger RNA. RefSeq lists its product with no specific name. The record is from RefSeq and is a predicted model, not a curated record. The transcript has a single exon. The coding region runs from base 1 to 810 and encodes 269 amino acids. Lineage: Eukaryota; Bacillariophyta; Bacillariophyceae; Surirellales; Neidiaceae.